Molecule: messenger RNA, 1959 nt
Organism: Coffea arabica (coffee)
Lineage: Eukaryota; Viridiplantae; Streptophyta; Magnoliopsida; Gentianales; Rubiaceae
Source: RefSeq, a predicted model, not a curated record
AUGGUAACUAGCCUUCAAUACCAUGCAACUACUGGAUGCAUCCCAGUUGAAAGGGAAGCAAUCAUCACUUUUAAAGAAGCUCUAAUAGAUCCUUCAAAUCGGCUUGCAUCCUGGACUGGUGAAGACUGCUGUGCAUGGCCUGGUGUAACCUGCAACAACAAAACAGGUAAUGUAGUAAGGCUUGACCUUAGAAAUGGGGAGUGUUAUGAAGAAGGUGAAACUGCUAUCCUCACUGAAAAUUCUUCGUGCUUGGGUGGUAAGAUUAGUCCUUCUUUGCUUAAGUUGCAGCAUUUAAACUACUUGGACUUGAGCAUGAAUAAUUUCCAGGGGAGCCUUAUUCCAGAAUUUUUAGGCUCGUUUGAGGAAUUGAGUUACCUCAAUCUCUCUUAUGCAUCUUUUGAGGGACUAGUUCCUUCCCAUCUUGGAAACCUGUCAAACCUGCAGUAUCUUGAUUUGUAUGAUCUGAGAGCACUUGUUUCUGAUUUGCACUGGCUCCAAGGUCUUUCUUCUUUGAAACACCUCAACAUGGGAUAUGUCAACCUUAGUUUGGCAUCUGAUCACUGGCUUCAAGCUGUUAACAUGCUUCCUUGUCUUUCAGAAUUGAGACUAGAAUCCUGUGAGCUUCGCAACAUUCCCCAAACUCUAUCCACUUUGAAUUUCACUUCCCUGUCUGUCCUGAACCUGUACUUCAAUGACAUAGACUCCACCAUACCUCAGUGGUUCUCUAAUCUCACUACCUUUUCUGAGAUUGAUCUAUCAUACAACAACGUUGAAGGCCAUAUAAGCAAACUAUUUGCUGGCCUAUCUCCCAGCAAUGGUAGCUUAGAGGCACUCUAUUUACAUUAUAAUGAACUAAGUGGACAGCUACCAGAUCAUUUACAAAUCUUCAAGGAACUAAGGUACUUUUACCUUUCAAACAACUUGAUCUCAGGCUCUAUUCCGGCAUCAAUAGGAAGUUUGAGGAGCUUGGAGGUAUUAGACCUCAGUUACAAUCCGAUAAAUGGUUCGAUUUCAGAAAGCAUUGGAGAGUUAACAGGAUUAAAGCACUUGUAUCUCUUUCAGGAUUCCAGAGAAGGUUCUCUAUCCCAGAAACAUUUUCACAGGCUAAAUAAUUUGGAAACUCUGGCUCUAUCAUCUUCAAGCAAACAGCUUUUCUUAAAUGUGAGCAACGACUGGAUUCCUCCUUUCAAUCUAAAAUUCAUGAGAAUCACCAAUUACCAAAUUGGUGAUAGAUUCCCAACUUGGCUGAAGACUCAAAAGCAACUGUCCACACUCUAUCUUCAAGGGGUAGGCCUCUCAGAAACUGUACCGAAUUGGUUUUGGGAAUUAACCCCUCAAAUAAUCAGGUUAGAUAUCUCUGAUAACCGGAUAGCUGGAGUGCUCCCGAAAUCACUGGAAUUUCCAAGGGGUGCAUGGGUGGACUUCAGCUCAAAUCGGUUCGAAGGCCCUCUUCCUUUAUGGAGCAAUGUGUCAUAUCUGAGUUUGGCCAACAAUUCGAUAUCAGGAUCGAUCCCGGAGAACAUUGGUGAACAAAUGCCAUACAUGACUUACCUUAAUCUGUCAGGUAACUUUAUGAAUGGUGAGAUACCCUUCUCCAUGGGGAAGAUGAAGUAUUUGACUGAGCUGUAUUUGUCAAACAACAAAUUUUCUGGAGAAAUCCAUGAUAACUGGGGGAACUCACAAGCUCUCUUAAUUAUUGAUCUGUCAAUGAAUAACCUUUCAGGCAAUCUUCCUAGUUCAAUGUUUUUACCAACUUACAUUCUCUGGUUGAAAUUGAAUGGGAACAAUCUUUCCGGAGAACUCCCAUUCGGAACAACAAUAAACUCUACAUACUUGAGUCUGCUUGAUCUUGGAGACAAUAGAUUUUCCGGGAAAAUACCAAGAUGGAUUGGAGAAAGGCUAACCUCACUCACAACAAUGAUCUAUCAGGACAUCUUCCUAUCUGUUUGGGCAAUUUGA